Solea senegalensis (Senegalese sole) is the source of this 1944-nucleotide messenger RNA. It is a transcript of the gene vdac1, whose product is annotated as voltage-dependent anion channel 1. NCBI's taxonomy places the organism in Eukaryota, Metazoa, Chordata, Actinopteri, Pleuronectiformes, Soleidae. Gene Ontology annotation, cellular component: mitochondrial outer membrane. The record is from RefSeq and is a predicted model, not a curated record. The coding region runs from base 111 to 962 and encodes 283 amino acids. The transcript has 9 exons. Gene Ontology annotation, molecular function: voltage-gated monoatomic anion channel activity. Gene Ontology annotation, biological process: monoatomic anion transmembrane transport.
CUUGUAGCUACGUGACGCCGCACCACCACCAAUUCUCCUUCUCUCCUCCUCCUUUGUGAGCUUGACAAGCUGGUUCCUUCUUGACCCGGUCUGGGACACGCACAGAGAUAAUGGCUGUACCUCCCACCUACGUUGACCUUGGAAAGUCUGCCAAGGAUGUUUUUACCAAGGGUUACGGCUUCGGGCUCAUCAAGCUGGACUUGAAAACAAAGUCUGAGAAUGGACUGGAGUUCACCAGCACAGGUUCUGCCAACACUGAGACCAGCAAAGUGACUGGAUCUCUGGAGACCAAGUACAAGUGGGCGGAGCAUGGGCUGACCUUUACAGAGAAGUGGAACACAGACAACACCCUUGGAACUGAAAUCACCAUUGAAGACCAGUUGACUAAGGGACUGAAGCUGACAUUUGAUUCCUCUUUCUCACCAAACACUGGCAAGAAAGGAGGCAAAAUCAAGACCGCUUACAAGUGCGACCACGUUAAUGUCGGCUGUGACGUCAACUACGACAUCAACGGCACUGCCAUCCACGGCGCAGCAGUGGUGGGCUACGAGGGCUGGCUGGCGGGCUACCAGAUGACCUUCGAGGCCGGCAGGAACAGGAUCACCCAGAGCAACUUUGCAGUUGGAUACAAGACUGAUGAGUUCCAGCUCCACACGAAUGUAAAUGAUGGUACUGAGUUUGGUGGCUCCAUCUACCAGAAGGUGAACGACCAGCUCGAGACGGCCGUCAACCUGGCCUGGACUGCUGGAAACAGCAACACCCGCUUUGGCAUUGCUGCCAAGUAUCAGAUUGACUCUGAUGCAGCCUUCUCGGCCAAGGUGAACAACUCCAGCCUUGUGGGCCUGGGCUACACUCAGACUCUGAAGCCAGGCAUCAAGCUGACGCUCUCUGCUCUCCUCGAUGGCAAGAACAUCAACGCCGGUGGUCACAAGCUCGGUCUCGGCCUCGAAUUCCAGGCAUAGGGGGAUGAAACGAAAAGCCCUUACUGUCCUCCCAGCACACGUGCAUUCCCCUACCUCUCCCCCCCACCCCCUAAAAAGGUUUGAAGUCCGUUACUGAUUAGUUAGCCGUCACAAAGUCUGUGUUUCCUCUAGUCGUUACUUCAGCUGGAAUUGAAACUAUUUUAAGGUUAAAUCGUCCAUGUGACGAUGUACCGCUUUUACAGGACCACUUUAAGGGAACACUAUAUUUUGGAAAAUAAACACCCCAGCUCAACACAAAACAAAACUUGAGUCGUUAAAACAGAAAGUUUCAUCUUGAGAUUGUUUAACUUUGUCACCAUUCUCACACCGUUACUUAAUUGGUGCGUCUCUUUGCUUUCCAAUGCAGAUUUAAAGGGAGGAUGAAAACUAGGUCAGCCCAAAGUGCAAGUGUGGCUCGACAGGGUUGUAGUGUGAGUAGUUACGCCAUCAGAUGGUGCUGUUGCAUAGAACUGGUAAGCACUCCCCCACGUAAAGUAAAGUGGUGAAUUAACUUUGAGUCACUAUUGCACUUGAGUGUUCUAGUGUUUGUCUGAACACAUUAUACAAAGGGAAGAGUCAAUUGCCCCGAUACAAGCCGCUGUCAGUAGCUUGAAGAGUCACUACACUCCCGUGUGUACAUUCUGUGUUUUUGUCGUGUCUUUUUGUCUGUGCAUUUGGUGUGAAUCAUGUCUUUUGUUACAUAGAGUAAGAAAAAAAACUUUAUUUUAUUGACAGUCUUGCAAAGUAAUAAUUCAACGUUGAAGUCUUAUGCAGGCCUGUCAAUUAUUUGUGGUCAAGCAAAACGAAAAGAAACCGAUCACGCACUCACGUCAAGUCUCUCUGGAUAAGUGCUUCUUUUGAAGGAGAGCAAAAAGGAUACAGUGAAGAAGAAACGGUAGUCUUCCUCAAAUGGUUUUGGGAAACAUGCUCGGUGUAUUUGACAAUAUUGUCAUUCCCUUAAAUAAAUUAAGAACAUCUUAAA